This is a messenger RNA of Sinocyclocheilus grahami, 1259 nucleotides long. RefSeq names its product nicalin-like. Gene Ontology annotation, cellular component: membrane. The record is from RefSeq and is a predicted model, not a curated record. Lineage: Eukaryota; Metazoa; Chordata; Actinopteri; Cypriniformes; Cyprinidae. The transcript is spliced from 10 exons. Bases 130 to 1080 code for a protein of 316 amino acids. Gene Ontology annotation, biological process: regulation of signal transduction.
CCUGCGGGCCUCUCUAAGCCUUGUCCCGGCCAUGCUUCGGACAUCACAUCCUGCUCGGAGCACAAGACGGAUUGUUUUUCCACACUGAGGAAGACCUAACGUGGACUUUGGACAUUUUUUUGGACUCAAAUGUGGGGUGUCAGCAUGACUCUUCGAACCUCGAAAGUGGCGGCACUUCUGCUGCUGUCAGUGCAUCUCCUGCAUGCGUCUGCCCUGCCGGCAGCAUCCUCCUAUGAGUUCAACGCGUACAGGAUGCAGCAGUACAAUUUACAUCAGGACAAACAUGGUUGCCGUGGAGCUAUUGUGGUGGCAGAAGCACGAUCAGCUGUGGAUACAAGUCUGACUCGCCGAUGUGUGAUCAUGAAGCUGCCUGAUUUCUCCACAGAGCGCUACCUAGAGGCCAAAAAGCAGAAUGCAGCAGCCGUUUUGAUACUGCUACCCCAAAACAUCUCUUCAGUACCAGAGGAUAUUGUGCAGGGCUUUAUGGUGGCUGAAUCUCAGGUCCUGCAGAAGGAGACCCUCAUGCCUGUAUAUGUGGUCCCAGAGGACGACCAGCUGCUCUGUAUGUAUGAAGAAGUCACUCAGGCUGCAGCAACUAAGUCUGCUUCUGUUCUAGUGAGAGUUCUCCGUAGUAUCAUCACCACCACUGCCUUCCAAAUAUUAGUAAGCAACAACUCCCCCAUCCAGCCUAUUACUGAUACCACCAUCAUUACUUUAGAGGGAGUACUUCCUGGGGCUGGAGAAGACCCACCCACUAUUGUAAUUACGGCCCAUUAUGACUCGUUCGGUCUUGCUCCUGUAAGUCACACUCAUUACAAAGCAUUUUAUUACCAAGAGUUCAAACACUAUCUACGGCAGGUCCAUAGACACACGUUCCACCCGGACCGAAGGGAUCCUGAAAUCACAUUCUUUGAUCAAAUGAAACAACCAAUGAUGAUGUACAGGGUGAAGCCUGCCACCUUUGACUUGUUUUUGGGUGGCUGUAUAGCUGGAUACCUUGGAAUAGUUUAUUAUGCAAUCCAGACCUUUGGCAAUGUCUACACUAAGCUGAAAGCAACCGUGAAAGCCAAGAACCAAUAAACUGGAGUAAAGCAGACACAUCAAAGAACCAGUGCACAGAGAUGUCUACAACAUCUGAAAACUUUUCGAAUUCACGUCUAGAAUUUAAAGUGGCUACCUUGUAUUUUAUAAUUCCCUUGCAGUCUCUUCUGUUUCUGUUUGAUUCCCUUUUUUAAAUUAAAGAUCACUUCUCUCUUUUA